CGAGGCUCCAGCGAGCGCCGAGGAGCGGGAGGAGGAGGCAGGAGCGCAGAGCGCCGAGCCCCGCGCCGCCGCCGCCGCGCAAUCCGCCGCCAUCCGCCGCCCCCGCGCCCGGCCGCCGCCCGACCGCCAUCGCCCGGGCCCGUCGCUCGCGGACGCAGACCAGGCAAAUCGGGAGCGGUGUCGAGAAAAAUUUCCUUACUAGAUGACAUUUCAUCGCAAUGUCCGAUCGUUUGGGGCAAAUAACCCAGGGCAAGGAUGGGAAAAGCAAGUAUUCGACUCUCAGCCUGUUUGACAAGUAUAAGGGGAGAUCAGUAGGCUCGGUCAGAUCCUCAGUUAUUCCUAGACAUGGCUUACAGAGUCUCGGGAAAGUUGCCACAGCCCGGCGUAUGCCACCGCCUGCAAACCUGCCAAGCCUGAAAUCUGAAAACAAAGGAAACGACCCCAACAUCGUGAUAGUACCCAAGGACGGGACAGGAUGGGCCAACAAGCAGGACCAGCAAGACCCAAAGAGUUCCAGUGUGACAGCCUCUCAGCCGCCGGAGUCGCAGCCGCAGCCGGGUUUGCAGAAAUCUGUCUCCAAUUUGCAGAAACCGACACAGUCAAUCAGUCAGGAGAACACAAAUUCAGUGCCAGGUGGACCAAAGUCAUGGGCACAGCUGAGUGGAAAGCCAGUCGGACACGAAGGUGGUUUAAGGGGCUCAAGCCGACUGUUAUCCUUCUCUCCCGAGGAAUUUCCGACGCUGAAAGCAGCUGGAGGGCAGGACAAGGCUGGCAAAGAAAAGGGCGUCUUAGAUCUGUCGUAUGGGCCAGGACCAAGCCUCCGCCCUCAGAAUGUGACAAGCUGGCGGGAGGGUGGUGGGCGCAACAUCAUUUCUACCACGUCCCUGAAUGCCUCCCCAACAGAGCUGGGCAGCAGGAACUCCAGUUCGGGAGAUGGAGCCCCCUCCUCGGCAUGCAUCAGUGAAUCUAAGGACCCCUCUCUCCGCCCGGCCCAGCCCAUCCGCAAAGGGGCCUCACAGUUCAUGGGACAUACUUACCAGCCUCCCACAUACCAUGACAUGCUUCCUGCUUUUAUGUGUUCGCCACAGUCAUCAGAGAACCAGGGUACAGGGGAACGAAGCUCCUGCCCCCUUCCUCAGCUCCGACUGGAACCUCGGGUUCCUUUUAGGCAGUUCCAGAUGAAUGACCAAGAAGGGAAAGAAAGGCCAGGCCUGGCACGCCCAGUGCGCCCACUGAGGCAGCUGGUGGAGCGGGCACCACGGCCCACUAUCAUCAAUGCAGAAAACCUGAAGGGCCUGGAUGAUCUGGACACCGAUGCAGACGAUGGUUGGGCAGGCCUCCAUGAGGAAGUGGACUAUUCUGAGAAACUGAAGUUCAGUGAUGAUGAAGAUGAGGAGGAAGUUGUGAAGGAUGGGCGGUCAAAGUGGAACAGCUGGGACCCAAGGCGGCAGCGGGAGCUGUCACUGAGCUCUGCAGACAGUGCUGAUGCCAAGCGCACUCCAGAGGAAGGAAAGGACUGGGGAGAAGCAGCAAGUGUGACCCGUGUAGUCCGAAAGGUUCCAGAGCCUCCGCCUCCUUCCCGGAAGCUGCACAGCUGGCCAUCUGGCCCCGACUACCAGAAGCCCACAAUGGGCAGCAUAUUCCGACAACACUCUAUUGAGGACAAGGAGGACAAGCCACCCCCACGGCAGAAGUUCAUCCAGUCAGAGAUGUCAGAGGCUGUGGAGCGAGCCCGAAAGCGCAGGGAAGAGGAAGAGCGCCGGGCCCGCGAGGAGAGGCUGGCAGCUUGUGCAGCCAAACUCAAGCAACUGGACCAGAAGUGCAAGCAGGCCCAGAAGGCCAGUGAGGCCCCAAAGCCAGUAGAGAAGGAGGUCCCCCGAUCCCCUGGCACUGACAAGGUCUCCCCACAGGAGAACGGUCCUGUUGUCCGCAAAGGCUCUCCAGAAUUCCCCGUCCAAGAAACACCCACCAUGUUCUUAGAAGAGACACCUGCAAUGUCCCCUGCAGUGGAUCAGAGCAGCAGCAGCAGCAGUAGCAGCAUUGAGGAAGAAGUCAGGGAAGCUGGGUCCCCUGCACAGGAGUUCAAGUAUCAGAAGUCCCUUCCUCCUCGUUUCCAGCAGCAGCAGCAGCAGCAGCAGCAGCAGCAGGAGCAGCUAUACAAGAUGCAGCACUGGCAGCCUGUGUACCCCCCACCUUCUCACGCCCAGCGCACCUUCUACCCACACCACCCCCAGAUGCUGGGCUUCGACCCACGGUGGAUGAUGAUGCCCUCCUACAUGGACCCACGUAUCACACCUACUCGGACACCUGUGGACUUCUACCCUUCAGCCCUGCAUCCAUCAGGAUUGAUGAAGCCCAUGAUGCCCCCAGAGUCCCUCAGUGGGACUGGCUGUCGUUCUGAAGAUCAGAACUGUGUGCCCUCACUCCAAGAAAGAAAAAUGACCAGCAUCGACCCAGCUCCUGUGUGGAGCCCAGAGGGCUACAUGGCACUGCAGAGCAAAGGCUACUCACUGGCCGCUCCGAAGGCUGCUGACACUCUGGCCAUGGACAUGCACGCCAGGAAUGAAAGGUCUUACUCUGCCUCCCCCGGAAGGUCAGGGGGCAUAAAUGCCCAGCGCGAUCUCUUUGAGGAGAGAGGGGAGGAGUACUUGAGUGCUUUUGACAAGAAGGCCCAAGCAGACUUUGACAGCUGUAUCUCUUCUCAAAGAAUAGGCCAGGAGCUUUUAUUUCCACCCCAGGAAAAUGUUCAGGAGGUGGGUGCUCCUGGGGUUCGUACCCCAAACCUCAGGUGUUCCCCAUUGGAGCCCGACUUUGUCCCAACCGAGAAAAAGCCAGAGUAUGGCAGUUGGGAUGUUGGCCACCAGCCAAAGGCUGCUGACACAGCCAACAGUGUCGAGCAGGAGGCAGCCCGGGAGGAGCCAUCCUUCCAUGUUCCCUCCUGGGAGAAGGAAGGGAGCCCCAAGAAACAGCCAAACCCAGAGCCUGAGUGGACACCUGAGCCUCAGAUCCAGCACCAAGAGCAGCCAGGCAGGACCCGGAGGUCGGGCCCCAUCAAAAAACCUGUCCUCAAGGCCCUGAAGAUAGAAGAGAAGGAGAGGGCACUGGAGAGGGUCAGGCAGGGCCCGGGAGAGGAGAGCUCACAGCUGGCCAUGGACAAAGAGCCCAUGUGCAGGACAGAAGAGGAUGAAGAUGAAGAAAAUAACCCUGCUCUGGCCAAUGCCUCCUCCUCUGCCCUGGAGGACAAGGCUGCUGCCCGUGCAGGGUUUGGCCAUGAGGCCAGUAAGCUGGAUGAAGAUGCAAAGUCUGAUAAGACCUGGGAAAGCAGACCCUCAAGGGAGGCCAGUGACAUUCCUCCAACCAAGAGAAACAACUGGAUCUUCAUUGAUGAGGAGCAGGCCUUUGGGGGCCGGGGCCAGGCCCGCAGCCGUGGCCGUGGUUUCAGAGAGUUCACCUUCCGAGGCGGCCGCCCUUCAGGCAGUAACACAAGUGGUCUGUGUGGCACAGGUGUCCUUGGGGCUCGAAGCAUGUACAGUGGUGGCCAGCGCAGUAGCCGAGGCAGGGGCUUUCGUGAUUUCCCCCUGCCAGAAGACUACCCCAGAGUCAAGCCUCGGCGCCGCAUCGCCAGUGAGACCCACAGCGAGGGCUCUGAGUAUGAAGAGCUGCCCAAGCGGCGCCGUCAGCGGGGCUCAGAGCCGGGCCACGAGGGCAUGCUCCUGGAAAGUGAUGAGGGUGCCCUGAAAAAGGACUCUUGGCGCUCCAACAGGACCUACACGGAGGACCAGGUUGGCCUAGACUCCCGUAGCCGGGGAUCCCGGGGCUGUGGGAGAGCCCUCCCACCUCGCCUAAGCAACUGCAGCUAUGGCCGCAGAUCCUUUGUUGCCAAAGAGUCUCCCCACUGGCUGAGCAGGAGCCCAGGCAGCUCCUGGCAGGAAUAUGGCCCCUCUGACCCAUGUGGCCCUCGGAGAACCACUGACAGAGACUAUAUCCCAGAAUCCUACCGACACAAUGACACAUUUGGCAGCAGGGUCUUUGAGGACAGCCGCAUGGAAGACAAGAGGUCCUUUUUCCAAGACGACCACGGGGCAGAUUCUGAAAAUGCAGAGAACAGGCCCUUCCGUCGGAGACGGCCCCCACGUCAAGACAAACCCCCUCGCUUCCGGCGCCUCCGUCAAGAGCGGGAGUCCCUGGGCCUGUGGGGACCUGAGGAGGAGUCCCACCUGCUGGCAAGUCAAUGGCCAGGCCGGUCCAAACUCUGUCCUGGGGACAAGAGUGGUCCUGGAGGUCACAGGUCCCCAGAGCUCUCCUACCAGAAUUCUUCCGAUCAUGCCAACGAAGAGUGGGAGACUGCCUCUGAGAGCAGUGACUUCAGCGAGCGCAGGGAGCGGCGAGAAGGCCUUGCGUCUGAGCCUGAAGCACAAGGGGAUGGUGGCCUGUCAGGGGCCAGUUUGGGUGAGAAGAAGGAGCUGGCCAAGCGGAGCUUCUCCAGCCAGAGGCCCCUGGCUGACAGACAGAGCCGCAAGCUGGAGCCGGGAGGGUUUGGGGAGAAGUCUGUUAGGCCAGGUGGGGGCGAGACUUCCCCCCGCUGCGAGAGCCAGCACAGUGGGACGCCUCUGAAAGUCAAAAGGUCUCCAAAUGAGGCCUUGCCUGGUGGCCUUGGUUGCAGUAAUGGAAGCCACUCAUCCUAUGCCCUGGAGCGGACCACUCAUGCCAGCUCUGACAGUCCUGAAACCACCAGUAAGAAAGCAGAGAAGGAGGCUGCCUUGGCUGCCCAGAGGGCUGGUGAGCAGAAGGAAGAGGCCCGGAAGCAGUUUGACCUGGGAUAUGGAAAUGCCAUCAUCGAUAACUGUGGGUCCAGCCCUGGGGAGGAGAGUGAAGUGAGCUCCAUGGUGGGCGAAGGCUUCAUUGAAGUCCUGACCAAGAAGCAGCGCCGCCUGCUGGAGGAGGAGAGAAGAAAGAAGGAACAGGCUGCUCAGGUGCCUGUCAAAGGUCGAGGCCUUUCAUCACGUAUUCCUCCUCGGUUUGCUAAAAAGCAGAACAGCCUCUGUCUGGAGCAAGGCGACGUGGCUGUGCCUGGGAGCAGUCUGGGCACUGAGAUCUGGGAGAGUGGCAGCCAAGCCCUCCCUGUGCAAGGCGCAGCCAGCGACUCAUGGAGGAAAGCUGUCACUGCCUUCAGCAGUACUGAGCCUGGCACCUCAGAGCAGGGUUUUAAGAGCAGCCAGGGAGAUAGUGGCGUUGACUUGAGUGCUGAGUCUCGGGAGUCAUCUGCGACCUCCUCACAGCGCAGUUCCCCGUAUGGAACUCUUAAGCCAGAGGAGAUGAGUGGACCUGGCCUGGUGGAAUCCAAGGCUGACAGCCACAAGGACCAAGCUCAGAAGCAGUCUGAGCACAAGCCUCUCUGCUUUCCCACCAAGGACUCAGAUCAAAGCCCUGGACAGAGCAAGGAGCACAGACCGGGACCCAUCGGCAAUGAACGCUCCCUGAAAAACAGAAAGGGCUCAGAGGGGGCUGAGCGGCUGCAAGGGGCUGUCGUCCCACCUGUUAAUGGGGUGGAGAUUCAUGUGGAUUCCGUGCUGCCUGUACCACCCAUUGAGUUUGGAGUCAAUCCAAAAGACUCUGAUUUCAGCCUGCCACCUGGUUCUGCUUCUGGGCCUGUAGGGAAUCCAGUUGCCAAGCUUCAGGAUGUCUUGGCUAGUAAUGCAGGACUGACACAGAGUAUUCCCAUCCUUCGGCGGGAUCACCACAUCCAGAGAGCCAUCGGCCUGUCCCCCAUGUCUUUCCCCACUGCAGACCUCACAUUGAAGAUGGAGUCUGCGCGAAAGGCUUGGGAAAACUCCCCCAGUUUGCCAGAGCAGAGCUCUCCAGGAGGUGCAGGCUCGGCCAUCCAGCCUCCAUCCUCUGUGGGCGCCUCCAACGGGGUCAACUACAGCUCCUUUGGUGGAGUGUCCAUGCCACCCAUGCCUGUGGCUUCUGUAGCGCCUUCUGCUUCGAUGCCAGGCAACCACCUCCCGCCUCUGUACCUGGAUGGCCAUGUAUUUGCAAGUCAGCCCCGACUGGUUCCUCAAACAAUACCUCAGCAGCAGAGUUACCAGCAGGCUGCCACUGCCCAGCAGAUCCCGAUCUCCCUCCACACAUCUCUGCAGGCCCAGGCGCAGCUUGGUCUGAGGGGUGGGCUCCCGGUCUCCCAGUCCCAGGAAAUCUUCAGCUCCUUGCAGCCUUUCAGGUCUCAGGUGUACAUGCACCCCAGCCUGUCACCGCCCAGCACUAUGAUCCUCUCUGGGGGCACGGCCUUGAAACCCCCGUACUCAGCGUUUCCUGGCAUACAGCCCUUGGAGAUGGUGAAACCACAGUCUGGCUCACCCUACCAGCCCAUGAGUGGAAAUCAGGCCCUGGUCUAUGAGGGCCAGCUUGGCCAGGCUGCCGGGUUGGGCACCUCCCAGAUGCUGGAUUCCCAGCUUCCACAGCUCACUAUGCCGCUGCCUCGGUAUGGGUCUGGGCAGCAGCCACUGAUCCUGCCGCAGUCCAUUCAGCUGCCUCCGGGACAGAGUCUCUCUGUUGGGGCCCCCAGAAGGAUUCCUCCACCUGGAUCCCAACCACCAGUCAUGAACACCAGCAGAGAGUCCGCUCAGCUGGAGCUGAAAGGCUUCCACUUUGCCGACAGUAAACAGAAUGUUCCUACCGGAGGCUCCGCACCAUCCCCACAGGCCUACAGGCCUAGCUCUGCUAGCCCCAGUGGGAAGCCCUCUGGAUCAGCAGUUAACAUGGGCUCUGUGCAGGGACACUACGUUCAACAGGCAAAGCGAGUGGAUGAAAAACCCAGCCUGGGAACCGUGAAGCUGCAGGAGGCCUCCUCAGCCACUUCCCAGAUGAAGCGAACCGGAGCAAUCAAGCCUCGGGCAGUCAAGGUGGAGGAGAGUAAAGCCUGAAGGGAGGAGAGUCAAGCCUGAAGGUGCCCGGCAUCUUUUGCCUCACCCUAACAGGGAUGGUGCACCACCGCCAGCCUGGACAGCCACCACCUGGGACCUUGCCAGAUCCACCAUCCCACUGUCCUGCCACUUGGCCUGGACAGAACUCUCUUCUGCUCCCGAAAGCUCCUGAAAGUUCCAUCGUCAGCCAGCCCACAUCGUAGAUACAUGGCAUUGACCUGCUUGCUUUGGUACAAAAGAGCAGACUCCCUCCUUCCUGCCCCUCUGCCCAGUGACUGUGGAGUGAGUCUCCUGUGCAGUGCAGACCCGCCCACCCGCCCGCCCCAUUCCCCAGGCACAGUGGUUUGGCAGCAGGGUCACUGUAGCUGGAGGCUUUUUGUUUUAAAAAGCAGCUAUGGUUUUUACAAAGGGGAAAGGAGAACAAAAUGCUAGCUACGUCUGUAUAGCUGAACUUUUAUACGUUCCUUGCUGUCCUCUCACUGCUCUGCUGUCCCCAGUGGUCUCCUUUUACCUGUCCUGUUUGACAUGUCACAGCACUACCUUAAGAGGUGACUCUUAAGAGUGCCCCCCCACACACACACAGUUGGCUAACCUUUGAAAUUAUUGAGGAUAUGACUACACCACAGUGGCCCCUCACUACCUUGGGCACCGUUAGGUUAGUAUCUGAGUUAAGUUCCAGCCUCCAACCUGGAGUUAAUGUUUCAGCAUAAGAACUACUAUUUGUUCUGGACCCUUCUGAAAUCAGUGGACAGGCCAAGUAUUGGGCACCAGAGAGGAAUUGUGGAGUUAGUCAACAUUGUUUUCCAGAUUGGCAGAAGUGUCCAAGUCACAGGCCCCACUUGGAGACUGCAUUUGAGGCUCUGUGCCUUGACCUCUGGAUGGCUGUGUUCCCCCACUCAUUCCCUUUCCUCUUCCUGCUGUGUCCCUGUCCAUCCACCCCUCACAGCUUAUCACCAAAAUCAGGACAAAGACGUAGAUGGGCACCUGUUAAAGUUUGCAACAGGAAAGGCUAUGGGACAUUUCCUUAUGUCCUUCACUUCUAGCAACAGAGCAGGAUGCUGGCAGUUGGUCGCCAAGUUGCCUGUCCUUAGACAAUUGGGCAGGCAGAGAAGCCUAAGUAGCCUCCUUCCCUAAGAGGAUGGUUUCUUGUUUCUUGACUGGUUUUGUGUGAACUCCUGUAUGCUGAGCUUCUUGCUUUCACUGAGAACAAGGCAAUCUUCCCGAUGCCCACCAAAGGAAAGUGAAGGGGGAAUGUCACUCUGCUCAGAUGCUCUUCAGGAUUGCCCAGGUCAUCACCCACUUGGGGAUGCUGGGGACAACCACCUGCCUCAGUUGUGCUCACAGUUGGUGGCAGGGCUGGGACAAGUCAUCUAUCCUAGUUAGCAUGGAUGUGAGAGCAGAGAAGCAUCUUAGAAGCUCUGCAAUGGCUUCACACUGCCUUGUUACUUGUUAGAAGGAAGCAAAAGUCAGCUUCCCCCAGUAAGUAAUGCCACUGUCCCCAGGCUUGCCUGGACAGGGCAGUCUUAGGAAAAGCUUCACUGCAUCUCUAGUCUCAGCCACUCUCCCUCCUUGCCUGUGCUCCAACUUCAUUCAUGUCUUUGUCCCAUCUCUUCUGCAUCCCUCAUCAGAAGCACUGCCCACUUAGAGCCCCUCAUCUGCUGUCCACUCACCCUGGAAGUGUCUGGUUACUGUCCCAGUGAUUGAGUCCUCUGCCCCGCUGCCAAGUCUCGGUAAAAAGCCAGAGUCACCUCUGCCUGUCCUUAGAAAUGUGGCCACUCACAUCACCUGAUGCUGGUGGACAUUGUGUGUCUAAAGAAGCGUUUUCUCCUUCAGAAUUUCAGGCCAGGUUGCUGUGCCCUUUUUAGGUAGCCUGCUGUCAGAAUGGCAGUACUUGCUGUUUGAGAAGAAAAAUUAGGAGGUUGCCUGUUUUCAGUCCUUUCUAUCACCCUGUAUAUCCCUCCUGCCUCCCACCCCAAAUAAAGACAAGAAACACUAGAAUUUAUUUAUAUGUAUUGAUGUUGUAGGUCUAGGAAGAAAAAAAAGUAAAUGUCCCACUGCUCUGUUUAAUGUCUGAAUUACUGUGCAGGAAAGGCCAGGAAAUUGCAUGUGAAAUUUGGUGUGCUCGCCACCUCUGUAACCUCAGCUGUGGUCUCUUCCCCUCUGAGGUGCACAUUUGCAAUUAGAUCCUGGGGACAGAGGGCAGGCUUCAGGCCUCUAAAUGUCCCUGGCCCUCGUGUGAUCUAUCUGGUCAAGCCAAGUUUUUAGUGCAGAGACAUUAUAAGGUGCAAUAUCUCUUCAUGUGGUUUUUAGAGCCAAGCUCAUGGUAUAAUAGGACUUGGGGUCUUAUUUUGGUUUCAAACCCUCAUCUUCAGAUCAUAGAUAAAAACAUCAGAGCUCUGUCAAGAUGCUGUGGCCUUUAAUGGGAGCAGGCAAAACCCAGCACUUGCCUUUGCUACUGCUGAGAUACAUGGAGGUGAGGCAGAAUUGUUUACUUCUGCCUGGUAAAGUCACCUAAUACUGGUGGCUUUGUUGGGGCCACUGAUGGAGUGAUCCAUGGCUUGCCAACCAUGAAUUUUUCAGUCCUGUUGGUCCUGGUGGUCCGUUCAGCAUGUGACAAGUAUCAACUGAAGGCUGCUACCAGCUGCCUUUAGUCUGGUCCAACAGUUGCUUUCCUUGUUUAUUCCCAAGUUUACCAUUUUCAAAAUCAGAGUUCACACAACACUUCUGGGCAUAGAUUGUUUAAGGGGGAAAACAAAGGAUGAUUGCAUUACACAUUCUGAAAAGCUGGUUCAGUUCUAAAGCCAUGGUCGCUCUGCUGCUGCUAGAGAUACUAGGACAAUGUGUCAAUUUCAACAUUGGUCUCCUGUCUUCUGGAGUUACCUUCCAGAUGGGCAGUGAUGAAGUUAUAAAUGAUUGAUACUCAGUCCAAGGCACAAGAGUGUGCCUGCUGAGGCCUUGAGGCAACUCUGGUUAAGCUUCCCCCCAUACCCUGGCAUCCAUUAGGUCCCCCUCUGCCAUGUAUUGAAGUACAUUUCGUCCUCAUUUCCAGCAAUGCAACCCCGGGUUAGAGGGCCCGUGAGGAUCGUACAACCAAGUGGACAUAAGUGUGUUUUCUGUUGUAUUCUUUCAUGAGUGGGAAAUCCAGACUUACAGAAAGCUAGCUCUCUUUGUGAGAUGGCUCUAACACAAGUUAGGUCAUCUGGAACAAAGUGGCUCAGUGUUGGGGAUGAGCACUGUCACCUAGCUGUGCUCUCCACCAGGCCCACCAGCUCCGGCUACUGACCUUCCAGGCAUGUGACACCUAUGACUGACCUGCUUCAGACCUGCAACAUCCCAAGGCCCCAUCUUUGGCAUGUCACAAUCCAGAGUAGCAGCUCCUGUGAAGGCUCUGGGCAAGGCUCCUCACUUGUUGAAAGGAGUCCUGUGCCCUCAGUUUUCAACCUCAUACCUUUUGAGGAAAAGGGUUGGGGGGGGGGUGCUCUUUUUGAGGGCCCUUUUUUUUUUUUUUUUUUGGCCUUUCCUGUCUUUUCGCUUAGACCAGAUAUUUGAAAGGGCAGACGAUGCUAAAGGUGUACUGUGCAGCUUGUUUAGACGUGAUUUGGGGAACCUCUUACCUCGGAUGGGAAAUGGAACCGUGAAUUCACCCUCACCGUCCCUUCCCUCCGAUUCAGUCCCUGUUGUUUCUCCUUUCAAAUAUGUGAUUGUACUAGCUCUUUCCGUAUGAAAGAACUCUCCUUAUUUAAAUAAAAAAAAGUAUAAAAAAAAAUAAAGCCAAACAUGCUUUCUCAGGCU
This is a messenger RNA of Phodopus roborovskii (desert hamster), 10715 nucleotides long. It is a transcript of the gene Prrc2b, whose product is annotated as proline rich coiled-coil 2B. The transcript is spliced from 32 exons. The coding region runs from base 219 to 6923 and encodes 2234 amino acids. Lineage: Eukaryota; Metazoa; Chordata; Mammalia; Rodentia; Cricetidae. Gene Ontology annotation, biological process: cell differentiation. The record is from RefSeq and is a predicted model, not a curated record.